GGGAUGGGGGUUCGCAUAAGGUACGUGUUUAUAACAAAAAUGCAAACAGAUGACAGCGUACACACAAUACAUUAGCUUGUGCAUUUUUUGUGGAAUUAAAACGAUGUAAAUCUACACGUACAUGUAUUAAAUGUGCGGAUUGACAUAAAAUUGAACAUGUAACCCUCAUAGUGCCUCUGUAUUUAUCAGCGCAUGUAGGCUUUGUCGAUAGUCACAAUCACAUGCAUUAUCUUUUCAGAAAAUCGUUUUUAUCGCAUCGGAGUACUAACUAAAUUGUGAAAUUGUACACGUGUAUUUGCUGAAAAUUACAACCAACGAGUGUUAUUAAACGGACAAGCUUAUGUGCUGGCCUUCGUAAACUAAUACAAAUGGCGUGUAUAACGUGCAAAAUUGAGAAGUUACCAAAUGAAUUUCCACCGUCAACGGUUACCGAAAACUGUUUUCAUCCGAUUCUGUGCUGCCUAAGAUGCACAAUGAAAGCGGUAAAGGACACCUCAAAAUGCCCGCAUCCUGACUGCAAUCAGCCCGCCAAACUGGCAGAUCCAACACUGAAGUUUUUCCAAGCCAUACUGGACGACAUGUUUAAGAUGUACGAUGUGACAGAUGACUACGUUCCUACCUUUACUCCCAAUGUGUCGGGUUUGAACAAUGGACGGUUAACAGUUUCGCUUCUAACAGGAGAGAGUGUUACGAUUCCUUUCAAUCCCAACAUGGAUGUUCUGGAGCUGAAGUUGAAGGUUCAGCAAGAAUUGAAGCACGAUGUGAACAAACAGAAACUGCUCUACAGGGAUAAGGAACUCACGGACUUUUUGGAGAAUGGGUCAAAGGCAAGACUUAAUCAAUUCAGCGUGCAACCAAACUCCACAAUUAUGCUUGUGGUGCUACUGUUUGCAAUUCCUGAGAAUUUCAAUGACGUUGUGUUCGAUUUGUACUGGGGCUAUCCGUCUCACGGUCGUGAUUAUCUAGACGCAUCGUGUCUAAUGUUCAGUGGGACGCAGUUCUACUCCCUUUGCGAUUUUGGUAACACUCGUCCUUGUACUGCAAUACGUCAUUCUGGUGACAUUAUGGAUGACCUCGGUCGAAAAGGACACCAUACAAUGAACGUUUCACUCAAGAAUAUGCCAUCUACCGUAACACAUUUGUUCUUUACUUUGAGCGCGUGGUCUUCGCCGAACAUUUCCAGAUAUCCGAAUCCCAGUUUGAAGUUUUACGAGGCUUCUAAACCUGGUAAGGAUCUCUGCAAGACCACAUUCCAGCACGCUGGGGCAUAUCAGGCCGUGGUCAUGUGCUCGCUGUCACGUGGCAAGCACGGUAAAUGGGAGAUCUUCGAGUCUGGAAAAUUAUCAGCUGGAAAUGCCAUGAAUUAUGAACCUCUAAAAGCAACUAUUCAAAAGUUGAUUUCACAGGGGUUUUAAAACAUGUUUGUAAAAGAUUUAUCGCAUUCCAUAUUGAAAUCGUUGAAUUGACUGUAUUUACUCGGUAUACUAAUGUUCGAAUAAUUGUAUGUAUUAUACUUUUUACUUAGCUUGUGCGCGAUAUGAUUAUGUUAUCGCUAAUAAUUGAUGUAUUGAA
Molecule: messenger RNA, 1572 nt
Organism: Dreissena polymorpha
Lineage: Eukaryota; Metazoa; Mollusca; Bivalvia; Myida; Dreissenidae
Exons: 4
Coding region: 369-1415 (348 amino acids)
Molecular function (GO): protein binding
Source: RefSeq, a predicted model, not a curated record